GGACGACUAUGCCACGGACCGUCCGGCUGCAAGCGCAUCCACACGGCGGACGAGGCCCUAGAAGACGACAGCGCCACCGAGCCGGAUUACUCUCGACCGCAGCCUCUGCGCUGGCUAGCAGCAGACUGGUUUGAGAGUUUCUUCCUACAAAAUAGACGCCAGCAAAAAGCGACGUUUGGCCGCGAUGGCUGUUCUGUCAGAGACUGACGAUGACUUUGAUUUGUUUCCACGAAAACGGCGUUGUUGGCGGAAAGACUAGACGGGAUGGAAAUAAUUGGGGGUCCAAAACAUGCUCUACGAAGAGCUCCUGAAGACUGACCUCGACGAAUACCGGAGGCUGCUUCGUGUAAGCAGAGAGCAGCUUCUGCAACUUAUGACGCCAGUGGAGCCCCGCAUACGAAGGGAGGAUACCAUUAUGCGCCGUUCUAUAUCGGCGGAAACACUGCUGCAGGUCACACUGCGGUACCUUGCUUCAGGUUUCCUAAGGACCCAAAUGUGCGAAGCACGUGGGAGCGGGCUGUUCAGCGGGAAGGCUGGAAGCAAAAAGACGGCGAUCACAUGUGUUCGAGGCACUUCACGCCGGGUUGUUUCGACCGGGCCGGGCAGACGUAUGAUACGGCUGCGACCCGGAAGUUGUCCGACUGUGUUUGACGCAUUUCCAAACCACCUGCAAAGGCCACUGAAAAGAAAGCGACCACCACUGAGGCCUCGGAGUAGUCCAGCCGACAGAGGUGUUGAAGUUGACAAAGUUGUUGAAGAUGUGUCAGUUGCAUCACCUACAAAGCAACAUUAGAAAUAAAUGCUUCAUGUUUCUCCAGAGGAGAUAACAAGGCUCAAGAAGAUAAAAAUUCUGCUGCAGAGGAAGCGGAGAUUGACCAAAAAGAACGA
This is a messenger RNA of Dermacentor silvarum, 888 nucleotides long. RefSeq lists its product as uncharacterized. The record is from RefSeq and is a predicted model, not a curated record. The coding region runs from base 290 to 793 and encodes 167 amino acids. NCBI's taxonomy places the organism in Eukaryota, Metazoa, Arthropoda, Arachnida, Ixodida, Ixodidae. The transcript has 3 exons.